Messenger RNA from Haliotis rufescens (red abalone), 2839 nucleotides. RefSeq lists its product as uncharacterized. The transcript is spliced from 7 exons. Gene Ontology annotation, biological process: regulation of apoptotic process. The coding region runs from base 584 to 2092 and encodes 502 amino acids. The record is from RefSeq and is a predicted model, not a curated record. Lineage: Eukaryota; Metazoa; Mollusca; Gastropoda; Lepetellida; Haliotidae.
UUCAAGAUAAUCCCCAUUUCCAACACAGUUAACCAUGCGUGUCAACACAUUUGACAAGACGAACGUUGUUGUUUAAGAUCAAUAACCGCAGUUCCAAAAAUCGAUAUUUGUCACCCGGAAUAACAGUCUCGCAGCUACAGCUGUCCCGACACAGGAUGGCUCGCAUCAGCGACUCAGUUAAGCGGGUAACGGGACAUCUAAUGUGGGUGGGACUCCUUAAUCUAUGCAGACUUUUGCUUGAAGGAUAAAACAUACGCAUUGAAUUCGCGUUUCAAGAAUUGCUUCAAGUCAAGAUACUUAUGUAUGGCGCUGGUCCGGACUGAAACACUUGAAGCUAACUGGUGACUUUGGUACGUGAUAUGAAGUGGAGGGAGAAUAUUCAACUCCCAGCAGUUAACGAGCGUGUAUAAUGCGAAUCGUGUUUACAGAUGAAGAGACAAACUAAAGGUAGACUGGUCAAUGCGUUAAUACCUUCAUUCUGGUCGAACUGUUGUCUGGGGCAACACUGUGAAACCCUAGAGUCUCUGUAAGUUGUUUAGCAUCAGGAAGCUGAGGAUUGAGGAAGAUCAAACGAGGUGUUGCCAUGUAUCAGCCGAAGUACAAUCACCGCAUCCCUGCGUACGACAGCAACACGGUGACAGGCAACAAAAUGUUUAACGCUAGUUUCAGAAACGGAAUAGUCGUUCCACCCAGUGAAUCAGGCACUGGUGGGGGCCGGAUAGGGCAGCUGGAGACACAAAUGGCGGAAGAGCAGUGGGCCAGGAUGGAGGCGGAAAACAGAGUUGUCUCCCUUGAGAAUGAACUCGCUCUUGUGAAAUUAAAGGAAAGAGAGUACAAAGAUGCCAUCUCUCAGCUGGAGUAUGAGCUGAAUGAAUUACGAUGUGGGCGGACGUCCAGGUUGAACAGCGUUGCCGAGGCUCCAGUCCUGCCUCCGCCCCCCGAGUUCAGGACCAAGGCCAAGAGCUGCAGUCAGCUGCUAGCGGUUGACUAUUCGACGACGAGCUUUGCCGCAACAUCAUUGUCCGUCGGCGACAUCGACUCGGAGACGGAGCAGGAGGACGAUGUGUUUGACUCCACCAGGCGCGGUCACGUGGGUGUCUCCCCCACCAAUGUAGCUGCCGGAUUCAGUGAACUCUCGUCAAAAGAAACUCCUAUUGCGAGAUUGUGCGAGACGCAAGAACAGAGGGAUAAACUGGCUAAUAUGCUGGCAAAAGAGAUCUGCAGUUACCGAGAAGACAUCGUACUGGCUAACAAGACCAUCUCGGAUGUAAACAAGAAGAUUCAGCACUUUAACGAGAUCAGCUCGCAGUGCCCUCUGCGCCACACUAAAGACAAAUCACUUCCUUCACACAUCCGGGGAUUUUGCUGUGACCUACAACCUUUCCUAGAUGACAGGGUGUGGGAGUUCUCGCAGAGUCUCGUGCCCGACCACGAGACACUCAUCCGGCUACGAGAAGACCUUGACUUCUAUGAAGACUUCAGCGGUUUGUUCUGGUCGGUCAUCAGUGAGUGGAACAGCAACACCGUGGACGGCAGACGCUCCACCAUGUUGGGACAGCUCGUACAGGCGUGUGCUGAUUGCCAGCUGCACAACCCACUGGGAGUUGAGGUGCUGCCUGCUGGAGACCGGGCUAUCGUGGAGGCGAGCUACCCGAUCCUGGUGGAGCACCUGCUGGUGUCCCUCGUCCUCAUCUACCUCCGGGACUCGGGACUCCUGUCCUCAACCAUCGUCCACUACAUCCUGGACGCGGCGUCCGUCUCAGACCAGGUGCUCAGGCUGCUUGACCUGCUGCCCAUAUUUGGGCCAACUGCUGUGGACAUCCUCAUUCGGGCACUUAGGAGGUCUGACCAAAGUCAUAUCGCUGAAGUCAUAACUAGGGAGCACCCAGGACGUUUUCAAGAUACUCCGGACAGCCCACCCCCGCAACCACGUCGUGUGACGCUACGGACGCCGGCGAUGAGGUCACCACGAGUUGAGAUGUCAAUCAAAAUGUUCCCGCAACAAACAAUCGAGACGAAAUCCAAGAAGAAUUUCUUUCGGCGGCCCAAGUGGCUAUUCAGAUCCGGCAAAUAUCAAUUCAACAAAAAGUGACAGAUCAAAUGAAGCUUAUAGUGAUAAUACAGUUGCAGUAUUGUGUCAUACUCACAAACUGACCCAAGACUUGUUUCUCUGGUGACCUUUGUUUCAACAUCCUCACUGGAACACUCAGUAGUCGGCAAUCUUAGAGUUCCCUUCACCGCAAUUUUAAGAGGAACAAAGGCGGAUCCUGGGGGGGGGGGGGUCCAGAGGGUCCGGCCACACCCUUUCGAAAAUCAACUGUAUUCUGUUUCAGGCAGUAACACUGACUGUAGGGGAAAUUUAUAUUUGGGACCCCUCCCUAUUAAAAUUGCUGGAUUCGCCCUUGGGGGUAAUUAAAGUGUGAGAAGAAAACUAUCGUUGAAUUCAAUUCGUUACCCCUGCACACCUGAGCAGGCGGAGGCGGUUGGGUAGCCCAGUGGUUAAAGCGUUCGCUUGUUACGCCGAAGGCCCGGGUUCGAUUCCCCACAUUGGUACCAUGUGGUAAACCCAUUUCUGGUGUCCCCGCCGUGAUAUUGAUGGAAUUUGGCAUAAAGUGGCGUAAAACUUCGCUCACUCACUCCAAGCACGCAUUGUUUAUCCGUAGGAGUUGUUUUAUGCCGCAGUCCAAUUAUAUGACGGCGAUUUGUCGUUUUAUACAACGACUGAAAUCUGGCCAUGCAGGCCAUCAGGUUGAUUGCACGAGCAACGCAUAAGGCCAUGGGAGCGCAGCCGGGUCACAGGUCAAGUGGGUCACUUGGCCUGUUGCCUCCACUCUCCUAC